Molecule: messenger RNA, 2324 nt
Organism: Aspergillus fijiensis CBS 313.89
Lineage: Eukaryota; Fungi; Ascomycota; Eurotiomycetes; Eurotiales; Aspergillaceae
Exons: 1
Coding region: 437-2143 (568 amino acids)
Molecular function (GO): ubiquitin protein ligase activity
Source: RefSeq, a predicted model, not a curated record
GCUUAAUGUGCCUCAAGUCCAGCCAACCAGGAACAAAUCGGACCAGCCACAACCCCUCCUCAUCUCGCGUGCUAUUUCGAGACCACGCACUUGUUAUCGCUACCGCAGUCAACAUGCAUUAGUCGACAUGGGAGGAGCACCGGCGCUGGCUCCGUCACUCUUAGCCUCCGGCUACAUGACUAGCAUUUCAAGCUAUCAAGCGAAACACCCCUGGCGGCCCGUUGUCUAGAAACCUGCAGGGGUGGUUCACGCUCAGCCCCAUCGUCACUGAACAGCCACACAACCUUGAGGAGGAUGAGGGGGUGUCCGGGUGCCAGAAAUCGCUGAAUCAUGGAUUCAACGAAUAUAUAAGCUCGUCAUUGUGUUGUGUCGUGGGUCGGUAUCUCAACUCUCACCAGCACUAACAGCAACACCAAACAGCAAUUCCCCACUAGAGAUGUCUCGGUAUCCAGCAAAGCCAGAUCAUCUUUCCGACAUCCUGGAUCUUCAUCCCGAUACAGAAAGACGGUGUGCGGGGUAUGCGCCCUCACAAGGUCGACGCUGUCACAACCCCAUAAAUGCCGCAAACCGAACUUCGGCCGUGCAUCUACUCGAUGAAGGCAGUCGAAGAAUGAAAAGGGGCGAAGACCUCUGCGACCUCCUGAUGGAUCUGGCGUCGCUUGUUCUCUGUCGUCAUGUUCAUCAGAAAGGUCAGCGGAGUCAGGUACCUGAGCUUGUCAAGAAAUGGCAGGGUCGAAUCCUGGGUGUCACUGAGAAUCUAGAUAACGUGGAAACUAUUUAUGGUGGACGGGAGGUGAAGCUUGUGGGCAUUCGCAGAGAGACAAAUGAAUUUGAGACAUCGAGGAGAGUGGAAAGAUUUCCAUUGUCUUCAAGACUUCAGCCUAGCUGGCAUGAGAACCUGCCCCUCCAAGUUUAUGUGGAGGCUUCAAGAUCCAGCAAGCUCGAGGUCGAUCGGCGGGCUCGGCCGUCUGGCUCAAAUGACGGUAAUACUCGUAGGGCAAGGGUGUCAUCGGCCGGAGUGUCGGGCGCUAUCACCACAACCUCUUCACAGCAUGCAGCGUCAAUCACUGAACAGCUUGGGUCAUUCACUGCUCCUGCACCGACCCUUCGUGCUUCUACUCCAUCCUCACCUUCAAGAUCUUCCCCAUCAAGGCCUUCAAGGCCAUCACCUCUGACUCUUUCAACUUCGAAUUUUUCACCUACUAAUUCCGCCCCGAUGGUCAAUCCUCGUGCUACUAUCGCUCCAGCUUCUAGCUCUCGCGCUCCAGUGACUACAUCGAUGUCAACUUCUACCUCGACUUCUACGUCCACUUCAACUUCCAUCACCUCGCCUACAAGCGCCAGAUCAAGUCCAAGUCGUGCCACCACCUCUAUCGCUGCGGCUUCUUCUCGCGUGCCAGUUCCUUCACGCUCGGACACCACCUCCACUACCACUACUGUCACCAUCACAGGCGUUACCUUGAGCAGGACUAUCAUACCAUCGAACUCCAGCUCCGCAAGUACUGCUGCCCCCACAGCUUCCCCCUCGUCUCCAAGAGUUCCUGUGAACAAUGUUGAGCCAGAGGCCUCAGCUUCAGGUCCUACAAGUGCUGCUGCGCGUCCCAGAGCAGCCUCGAUUACUGCUUCUUCAACCUCAGUUCCUACUGCUUUAGCCUCUACAACGACCGCUAGGAUGACUUCUGAAGCCUCUUCUACGUCGGACCCUACAUAUGCCCCCACAGCUACUCCUACAGACACAAUCCAAACAGCAAACCCAACCGCAAACGCCACUCCCGAACCAACCACAACCACAUCUCAACCUGAAACCUCAUCUUCUGCCGUCGCCUUACAACCUCCCCACUCUUCCUCCUCAACAUUCUCAUCAUCACCAACCGUCUUAUCCCCUCCUCCAUUCGUUCCAAACACCACCUACACUCCGACCCGCCAACCCAUCACAGGUGACUGCUCCAUCUGCUACGAGCCCCUCCUUCCCGACUCUCCUUUCACGACCCCCCGUCAGGCAGCUCGAGACCUCUCUAUUGUCUACUGCAAGCAGCAGUGUGGCACGAACUUCCACUUCAGCUGCCUGUUCACGUGGAAGAAGUCGGCGUCACAGAUGAAUCGGGAGCCGACUUGUCCUAUGUGUCGCGCCGCCUGGCCCUGAUCUUCUCCCACCAAACAGUACUUGGGUAAAUGCAAUAUUUGGUUCUGUUUAUGAAUUUGACUGGGUUUCACGAUUACGGAGUAUGGUCUAGGGUUUUUACCUGGUAUUUGGUCUUGAAUGAAGGGUUUAUUAGCCACUAAAUGUUAUUAUGGUUAUUAUCACGAGAAUGAACUAAUGCCUG